Pundamilia nyererei is the source of this 3029-nucleotide messenger RNA. RefSeq names its product topoisomerase I binding, arginine/serine-rich a (gene toporsa). Bases 205 to 2604 code for a protein of 799 amino acids. The record is from RefSeq and is a predicted model, not a curated record. Gene Ontology annotation, biological process: protein monoubiquitination; protein polyubiquitination. Gene Ontology annotation, molecular function: metal ion binding; ubiquitin protein ligase activity. The transcript is spliced from 2 exons. Lineage: Eukaryota; Metazoa; Chordata; Actinopteri; Cichliformes; Cichlidae.
UGAAAAUUGAACUUUUAUUGUGAAGGAAGUUAGCGGAAGUUGCUCAUUGAAUUCACGGUCUGUUAUGGAAGAAAAGGGGGUUCAUAGUUCUGUCAACAGCCGCUCCAGGACUGGUGGCCAUAUAGAAAUUAAUGUGUUUCCACAAUAAGGGGAGAAGUAAUCAGGUGUCACCGCAUUCGUGGCUGUCUGAAGGAUUCAGAGAUCAUGUCAGCAGUCAAGCUCGCCCUGCAACUGAGCCAAAAAAAUGGCAGAAAAAGGUCCUCCGAAACAAAAUCUGCAGAGGUGUCACCCGACUCCAAGUGCCCCAUCUGCUUGGACACAUUCAGCAACAUUUCCCGCCUUGACCGCUGCUUGCACAGGUUCUGCUUCCGCUGCAUUCUCGAGUGGUCCAAGAACAAAGCAGAGUGUCCGCUGUGUAAACAGCAGUUUAAUUCAAUUUAUCACAGUAUAAAAUCAGAGCAAGACUUCAAGACUUAUGACCUGCAGCCAGUGGACAAUGGCUCUUUUGGUUAUUUUCAGGGAGUGCGGUUUAGAUACCGCACAACUCUCACCGCAGCCCAUCGACAGUUGAGAGGAAGGAUGUCUCUGGCUCCUGACAUUGGUAUAAUAUCUGAAGGCCCAACAAAUUCUUCCCAACAGCGGCCAGACCGUUACAUGCGGCGCAUGAUGAUGAGGCUGGCAACCCAGAGGAGAGCUGCAAGGGAAGGCAGGGCGGUGGCCAGUGUCCGAGAGCAAGAAAUUAUCAACUUUAGACGGGAGCUGUACCGACGGGGGGUGAGGGUUCGAAAUGUUCAGGAUGGUGGCCGCUCCCGAGACACCUCAGCGGAGUUUUACAGAAGAAAUCCAGCCUGCCUUCACAGACUGAUCCCCUGGUUGAAAAGAGAGCUGAAUGUGCUAUAUGGAACCCAUGGCUCUUUGGGCAACAUGGUUCAACAUAUCAUCAUGUCACACAUUACACGAUAUAACAUGGAAGACGGAGCUAUUCAGGAAGAGCUCAGGCACUACCUCCACAGUCACGCAGAGCAUUUUAUGCACGAGUUCAUCAGCUUCGCAAAGUCCCCCUUCAACAUGGAGGCAUAUGAUCAGCACGCUGUCUACGACUGUCCGGCGCCUUCCUCAAAUGAAGACAGCAGCUCCAACUCAUCAAUAAUCGCUAUCUCAGAGGAUGAAGACAACUCUACAGGGUUGAACAACCCAGAUGACUCCACAUCUGCUUUGAGCCUCUCGUUGUGGGAUGAUGAGACACCUGGGCCGUCGUAUUCUACGACAGCAGAGCAGGGCAGGACAGAGCAUCUGUCAGUCUUGGACUCAGACUCUGACAGUAGUUUGGAAGAAGAGACGCAAGAGUUUGCGUCACCACAGCAAAUGAGUCCUCAUAACCAAACAGACCUGACUCAGGGCAAACGCAAUAAUGAAGACUGUGUAUCCUCUGACAGUGAUGACUGUGUCAUUGUGGGUUUUGUUAAACCAACAGCAGAUCGGACUCCUCAGGUGGUUCAGCUUUCCUCUGACUCUGAGUGGUCUGCUGACGAUACUCAAGAAGUGCCUCUUCAGCCUCAACACAUUCGAUUCACCAGUAGCAGUCCUGCAACUCUACAUAGCAGUGAUCGUAGUGGGGCUGGACUAUCAGAAAAUGUAGACACAGAUGAUCGUCACCACUCAAGUUCAAAAGAAAGAUCAAGCAAGACGUAUAAGAAGUCAGACAGAAAAGGUCAGGGUAGAAGAUUUGACAGCAAAGAGAGAUCUAAGGAGAGGCACAAAUCAAAGGACAGACACUAUAGGAGGAGGAGGUCAAGAAGUAAAGAGCGGAGGCACUCUAGCAGAAGCCCGGUGAUCUCCCACAGCAGUGUGAGCACUUAUUCCACUGAAAAAAGUUAUUCUUAUUCAAAUGGAAGAGACUACUCCAGGUGUGACAGAUAUAAAAGGGACAGUGAUUACACCUACCAGUCAUAUAGCCAUUACAGCCAAGAGAGAAACGAUAGCGGGCUCCAUUACACACAAAGGCACUCGUACUAUUACAGCAGCCGCAGAUGCUCAGGUUUCCGCUCUCGCUCCAGUAGCCGCGACAAGGAUUUACGGAGACGGUACAGGAGGCGCUCUCGAUCCAGGACUUAUUCCAGCAGCCGCUCCCCUUCUGCCAGAAGGAAAUCUCAUUAUGACAAGCCUGGUGGGAAGAGGAAGUACAAAAGAAGACAUUUAGAGGACCCCUCCAGUACCACAGCGUUUAACUCCCAUGCAGAUGGUGACUCCUCUGCAUUAAGAAAACACAAGAAAAAAAGCAAAGAGAAGCACCGUAAAAAAUCCAAAGAGAAGUCUAGAAAGACCAGCAGGAGUCUCAGUGUGGAGCUCCUCAAUGAGGAAAAGGCACAUGAGCGGGGCAGGCGUCACCAUAAGAAAAAGAAGAAACACAAGAAGAAAAGCAAAAGGCACAAGAGCAGCGAACGCACAGAGAAGCGUUCACCCACUAUCAUUACCAUUGAUAGUGACAGCGAUUCAUUUGCUAAUGACAGUAUCACUCAGGCCACUAAUGCUAAUAAUGAUAAGCCCGCAGACGAUAGGACAGAUGACACAGUAGACACUACCCCUGCAGAUACACUGUUGUAAUCCUAUAUCAGAUUUUUACCCUCAGCUGCUGCCACCUGCCACCAUUUUUUUUUAAAAUCACAACAGUGUUCAGUAGGGUGAAAGCACAUAUCACAUGUUUGCUAUAGUGAUAUUACAUUGGACACUGACAAACUGAUGGUAUGAUGUAUGCACAAUGAGAAAGAUGACCUUUUUAGACCUCCAUGGCCUGAUUUAAAACAAUGCUUUUAUAUCUGUUAUGUGCUACUAUGUGUAAGACAAAUGGAAUAAUAUUGGAAGUGUCGUCUUUUUGUUGUUGUUGUUGGUUUUUUGUUUUUUAAGAGUCAGUUCUUACUCAGUAUUAUGUGCUGAGGGUCUCUCAGGGUUAAUGCUGAUUACAAUUUGUGCUGCCAUCAGUCGGCUAUAAUCUGGAGACAAAAGAAUAUAAUGUUUUGAUUUCAAAAUAA